Molecule: messenger RNA, 4312 nt
Organism: Pseudophryne corroboree (corroboree frog)
Lineage: Eukaryota; Metazoa; Chordata; Amphibia; Anura; Myobatrachidae
Product: oocyte zinc finger protein XlCOF22-like
Exons: 11
Coding region: 265-1731 (488 amino acids)
Biological process (GO): regulation of transcription by RNA polymerase II
Cellular component (GO): nucleus
Molecular function (GO): RNA polymerase II cis-regulatory region sequence-specific DNA binding; DNA-binding transcription factor activity, RNA polymerase II-specific
Source: RefSeq, a predicted model, not a curated record
GCUGUCACUUCCUGCUCUUGAUCAGGAAAGAUAACAUAAGAGCAACUACGUCUCGUCUCCCGGCACCGGCAGAAGGAGCAUCACGUGACUACAUACUCUCUGGGAAUUGUAGUUCUAACGCCUCAUGCCGCCGCAGUGUGUACUGGGAAGGACUACAGCUCCCAUCAGCGCUUGCGGCGCAUUGGUGUACAGAGGUUUGCACAGUGUUUGUCCGUCUGCCGGUGACACAUCCUGCUGCAGGGAGACGUCACCUGAAGACCAGCCAUGGAGGUCCAGGUCCUAGAACAUAUCCGGCACUCGCUACUGAGUGACAGAAACAAAGACCUGAUCAUAGACAAGCUGCUGAGUCUCACCAUGGAGAUUAUCUGUCUGCUGACUAGAGAGGAUUUCAUUGUUGUGAGAAAGUCGGGUGACCAGGUGACAGACAUCGGCGGCCCCUCUGUGUCAGACAGAAGCAGCGGCACCCAGAGUCCAAACACGGAGGCUCAGCCUCAUGCGCCAACAGGGGAGAGGAGACGUGACCGGAAUAUCCAGCCACCUACUGAGGUAUAUCACAGAGAGACAGGAAAGGUGCCUGGGAAGUGUAAGGAUGUGGAGGUCUCGUUCUCUGUGACAGAGUGGGACUAUUCAGGCGGACACAAUGACGUUGUAAUGGACCCUCCGCAGCUGCGUGACUCAGUGGGUGAGUGUAGCUCUAGAAGCCCCCCAGGACGAUGUGAGACCCCUCUGUACUCUGGGGAUUAUAUAAAGGAAGAGAACCGGAUUGUCAUAGAGGAUUAUCAGGAUGAGCCGGGACACGGGGUGUAUCACCCGCAGUGUAAGGAAGAGGAGCCCGUCCCUGAUCCCACCAGCUCAGGUGGGUGCAGCUCUAGAAAUCCCGCAGACCCCUGUGAGACCCCUCUGUACUCUCCGGGCUGUAUAGAGGAAGAGAACAGGACUGUGACACAGGAAUAUCAGGAUGAGCCGGGACACGUGAUAUAUCACCGGCAGUGUAAGGAAGAGGCCGUUCCUGCUGAGAUCAGCCCAGGUGGGUGUAACCCUACACACCCCGCAGACCCAUGUGACACCCCUCUCUAUACUCCGGGGUGUAUGGGAGAAGAGAACAGGAUGAUCAGCCAGGAUUAUCAGGCUGUGCCAGGAGACGGAAUGUGUUACCAGCAAUGUAAAGAAGAGGACGUUCCUGCUGAGAUCAGCCCAGGUCCGCACACCUAUCCUGAGAAGAUGCAUCAGUGCUCGGAGUGUCAGCAAUGUUUCCCUUAUCAUUCAGCCCUCGUCACCCAUCAGCAAACGCAUAGCGCCAGUAAUCUGUAUAGAUGCUCAGUUUGUGGAGUGCGUUUCAGCUCCAGAUUAGCUCUUACCACCCACCAGCGAUGUCACACUAACGACAAACUGUUUUACUGUUCUUACUGUGGGAAAUCCUUUCAGCAGAAGUCACGUCUUGUGUACCAUAAGAGGACUCACACUGGGGAAAAGCCAUUUUCAUGCACAGAGUGUUGGAGAUGUUUUACCUGCAGAUCUGCACUUACUAAACACCAGCGGAUUCACUCAGGCGAGAAGCCAUUUAAGUGCACAGAGUGCGGAAAAUGUUUUCUCCAGAAAGCCGACCUUGUGAAGCAUCAGCGCACUCACACCGGGGAGAGGCCAUUUGUGUGUUGCCAGUGCGGCCGCUGCUUUUCAAAUAGCUCAAAUCUUUGGCGACAUAAGAAGGUCCACACCGAUCUAGGUGAAUAAACUGUCUAUCAUAUGCAUAACAAAACUUGUAUAUGAAUUGCAGACAGAUUACUUUUCUUGUUGAAUUGCGCAACUUACUGUGUCCAUUCAUGUAUUCUUCAAAAAAUAUGCAUUGUGGAUACAAUAGAAACGUCACUUGAAAUUUCCAUCUACUACCACUUUUUGGCGUAACAUAAAUUAGUUAUGAGAGUGAAGAACCUCAGAACUGUCUCUGGGUCUGAUUCUAAAUUUGGGAAUAAAGUUAGAGCAUUUAUCUGUGCACCUGGACAGACGAUGGGCCUAAUUCAAACCUGAGCGCUCGCUAGCGUUUUUUGCACCGCUGAGAUCAGCUCAGAACUGUGCAUGCGUAUGCACUUCAAUGUACAGGCACCUUUCACGGAUACAAAGUGGAUUGCUGCUCAGCGAUGGGUUUGUGCAAAAUAUCAAUUCGCACGGCCGUUUGCAAGGAGACUGACAGGAAGAAGGGGUUUGUGGGUGGCAACUGACCAUUUUCUGGGAGUGGUUGGAAAAACAGGCAGGUCCAUGCGUUUGCAGGGAGGGUGUCUGACGUCAGUUCCAGGCCUGGACAGGCUGAAGUGAUCACAGCAGCUGAGUAAGUCCUGGGCUACUCAGAAACUGCACAAACUCUUCUUGUACCAUUUGGCAGCACAUGCGAUCGCACCCUUGCCACAGCUAAAAUACACUCCCCGGUGGGCGGCGACUGUGCGAACGCUGGACUGCAAAAAGCCCGAGCGAUCAGGUGUGAAUUAGGCCCCAUGUUGCAAUUCAAGGGGCGAAAUUACAUAUUUUUUUUGCAUGUGGGGUAAAUACUAUCUUUUGCAUGUAGACCACAAAUGCUGACCAGCUUUAUGUUUACACUGCAAUUUAGAUUUGAGUUUGGACACACCUUUCUCAAAGGUAAAACUCUCUGCACUAUUUUACCAAGGUGUACAGUUACUUGCUCUUAUUUACUUUAUUCUCUAAUCAGAGUCCGCUUCUCGGUUACAUGUAUUACUUUAAUGUCUUUGUAUUGAUUACAUUCAGAACAAUUAUUGGGGGAUGGAUAAUUUUAAUGAUCCUGGACUGAGAGGAGUCAGUUGCCACAGAUAAUUCCGGCUGUGAGCUGAUUAUGUAAAUCAGAGGCAGAUUGCAGCCAAGAUAAAUUUUAUUGGGAGAGCCAGAGUAAGGACGAUUACAAGGGUCGUGUUCCCAGGGUCCCACUGUGGGGAGUGCAUGUCACAUAAGGGGGCCCUUGUUUAGAAAUAUGGUGUAUUUACAUCCUCUUUUGUGGUGAUAUGCUAUAUCUGUCACAUCCUCCCCAUCAUAACACCAGUAUAAUCAGUGACAGUGGGUAGUGAGUCUCUAUCUGUGAUCGAUAACAGUCUGAUGGCAUGUGGGCAGGUCUGGUGGACAUGUGAGGAUGUCUGCGGGGGCAAUUGGACAGGUCUGUGGCAUGUGGUACACUUAAGCAUUGUGAGGGGUCGACAUAUCGGGCACUUUCUCUGUUAGCCAAGGCUCCAUGCUACAUCUGCUGAGCCAUUAGAGGAAAGAACCCUAUCUGCUUUAUUUUUUAUCAAGUCCCACAAUUUCUAAUUGCACUCUGGAUUACAGUGUUUCAAAAUCCACUGGAAUGAACUUUUCCAAAAGUGCAACUGGAAGGUGCAACAUGCACACCUGAUAGGUGAGGCCCCAUUUAAACCAUUUCAGAGCCUCUAUAAGAAUGAAGUCCUCUUGCUGAGCAGAAAAGGCUGCGCUGCCUCCCAACACAGGGAACUACACUUUAAAUGUUCCUACUCUUACCCUCCAUAUUAUUCAUUCUAUCCAGUCCUAUGAAAUUAAGGGUCUAUUUACUAAGCCUUGGAUGAAGGUAAAGUGGACGGAGUUAAAGUACCAGCCAACCAGCUCCUAACUGUCAUUUUUCAAACCCAGCCUGUGACAUGGCAGUUAGGAGCUGAUUGGCUGGUACUUUAUCUCGGUCCACUUUAUCUUGUAUUUGCAUGUGGGUGCACUACUAUGGCUAAUUUGUACCCCUCACAUCCCCCUUUCUACCCAACAUUUCCUAUACAGUUUUGCAGCUGUUCUGCCCAUAAUUCCAGGCCUCAUUGGCAAAACAGGAGCAACGGCACAAAAUGGACAGUUGCUGUCAUGUAACAGCAUUUGUUGAAUCUACAGUAAAUAAAAAUCUAAGUUCUAACUAGCCAUAUAAAAUUGAAAGUUAAACAACCCAAACAGCAUCAUCUCUGUUUUGUAGUCAAUGUUAGGAAAUGGUCAAAUUUUUCUUUAAUAUUCUAGUGUAUCCAGCCCAGGUGAGGUUGUUGAAGGCAGUUAGGCUGUAGUGGCAGUUGAAAAGCUCAUUGUGCCAGGAAGCCAGUGGCGUCCAGGAGGCCAGAGUCUACACUUGCAAGAGGCAGGAAUGACUUUGAGAAGGACAGAAGUUGCCUUGCCUGUGAGAGAUAGGACUAGAAUUUAAGUGAGACUUUGCAGACUAGCUGCCCGCUAUAGAGAGGUGACCAGCAAUGAGAUAGUGUACUGCAUGGGUCUAGGUUGUUUGUCAUUUCCUGUUUCAUUUAUGCUGCCAAUAAAACUCUUUGCUUAAUUUGAA